AUGCCCUCAUACGCAGUCGUGGGUGGAUCACGUGGUAUCGGACUGGAAUUCGUUAGACAGCUGUCUGCUAACCCGGAUAAUACGGUCUUUGUGCUAGUGCGGGAUAAAGCUAGGUCUUCGCAUCUCGCUUCGGUAGUUGCUGCAGCGGGCAACAAUAUCCACGUCUUCCAAGCCGAUGUCGCUGCUGCUGCUGAGAUCGCACAGCUCACUGGCGGAGGACUAGAUGUUCUUAUCCACAAUGCCGCACGCCUGGAGGGCCCACACUUAUAUCGCAAUCUCACCAAUUAUGAGAGCGAAGAACAACUGGACGAAGAUUUUCUACAAUUCUUCAAAGUCAACGUGCUAGGCGUUGUGCACACUGUCAAUGCGUUUCUACCGCUGCUCCGCAAGGGCACAGCCAAGAAGAUUAUCAUUCUCGCCUACGGAACGACCAAGGCCGGGACUCACAUGGUCGUGACGAAAUACGCCGCCCUCCUAGAAAAUGAAGGGUUCACCGUCGUUGCACUGUCCCCAGGGUUGGUGGACACCUCUGCUACUGCCGUUGUUGACGAGUCCGAUCGCACACCUGCUCAAACGCGCGCUGGGACACUCGCAGACGUCGAUACGGACAAGACUGACUAUAACAGGAGACUGCAGGAUAUCACUGCCAUCACUCCUGAGGAGUCGGUAAAAGGAAUGCUGAAGGUCAUCCAGACCGUUGGACCAGCAGAUACAGGAGCCUUCUUGUGGACUGGAAACUUGAGCGUGUAA
Molecule: messenger RNA, 750 nt
Organism: Sparassis crispa
Lineage: Eukaryota; Fungi; Basidiomycota; Agaricomycetes; Polyporales; Sparassidaceae
Exons: 7
Coding region: 1-750 (249 amino acids)
Molecular function (GO): oxidoreductase activity, acting on the CH-OH group of donors, NAD or NADP as acceptor
Source: RefSeq, a predicted model, not a curated record